UAUGGUAAACGUCAUUGUCACGUCAUUCAUGUUUGUAACAACAAGACAACAGUGAUUUGCUUAGAGGAAGAUAUUCUUGAAAAUUCUGUGAUUUAGAUCAAAAUCUCAAAAUUAAAUAAAAUCCAAAACCUCAUCAAAAUAAUUCAGUGUAUGGGGCAAAUUCAACUUUGGUGAGAAAAUGUCAUCCUCUAACACUUUACAAAAAGCUAUAGAUCUUGUCACAAAAGCAACUGAAGAAGAUAAAAACAAGAACUAUGAGGAAGCAUUGAGAUUGUAUGAACAUGGUGUGGAAUACUUUCUGCAUGCAGUUAAGUAUGAAGCACAAGGGGAGAGGGCCAAGGAAAGUAUUAGAGCGAAAUGUCUCCAAUAUCUUGACCGAGCUGAGAAAUUGAAAGAGUAUUUGAAGAAAGACCAAAAGAAAAAGCCAGUCAAAGCUGGUGAGUCAGGAAACUCGAAGAGUGAGGAUAAAAAAAGUGACAGCGAUAGUGAUUCUGACAAUCCCGAAAAGAAGAAACUUCAAGGCCAAUUGGAGGGUGCUAUAGUUGUCGAAAAGCCUCAUGUUAAAUGGAGUGAUGUUGCUGGCUUGGAAGCUGCUAAAGAAGCAUUGAAAGAAGCAGUGAUCCUACCAAUCAAAUUUCCUCAUUUGUUUACUGGUAAGAGGAUACCAUGGAAGGGAAUUCUGCUUUUUGGACCACCUGGUACUGGUAAAUCUUACUUGGCUAAGGCAGUUGCAACUGAGGCCAACAACUCCACCUUCUUUUCUGUAUCAUCAUCCAACCUUGUCUCCAAAUGGCUUGGUGAAUCAGAAAAGUUGGUCAAGAACUUGUUUGAACUUGCACGAGAACACAAACCUAGCAUAAUCUUCAUUGAUGAAAUAGAUUCUUUGUGUUCUUCACGAUCAGAUAAUGAAUCUGAAUCAGCUCGUAGAAUCAAGACAGAAUUUCUUGUACAAAUGCAGGGUGUAGGUAAUGAUAUGGACGGGAUCCUUGUCCUUGGGGCUACAAAUAUACCAUGGGUUUUGGACGCAGCUAUAAGGAGGAGAUUUGAGAAACGUAUUUACAUUGCACUACCAGAAGAACAUGCUCGUUUGGAUAUGUUUAAGUUACAUUUAGGUAACACAUACCACACAUUGACUGAACAAGAUCUUAAAACUCUUGCAGCAAAAACUGAGGGUUAUUCUGGAGCUGAUAUUAGUAUUGUAGUUCGUGAAGCAUUGAUGCAGCCUGUACGUAAAGUGCAGUCAGCCACACAUUUUAAGAAAGUUUCUGGGAGAUGCCCAACAAAUCCUGACCUUAUUGUAAAUGAUCUAUUAGCCCCCUGUUCUCCUGGUGAUCCAGGUGCGUUGGAAAUGACGUGGAUGGAAGUACCAAGUGAUAAACUUGGUGAACCACCAGUCACAAUGUCUGAUAUGCUGCGUUCUUUGGCAACCUCCAAGCCAACUGUAAAUGAUGACGACAUGACGAAACUGAAGAAGUUUAUGGAUGAUUUUGGCCAGGAGGGUUAAGCUUAAGCUCUAAUUUGAAGUAUAUUUUAUGUAAAUUGUUUUCUUAGCACAGUGCCUCCUAUUGCAUAACUAUGAUUCGUUUUGUAAACAUUUAUUCAUAGGUCUUGUGGUGAGACUAUGGCUGUCUGUGAAAGAUGCAUAGCCAACUCAAAUCUGAGCUUUCAUCACUAUUUAUCAUUGAUUGGCUGACAUUGUCGCAACCAACCUUUAUUUCAAGCAACCAAUAUGUAAAAUAUUGGUAAGCUGAUUGUCACUCUUAAUGGUAACUGGCCAUUAUAAUCAAUUUUUAUUUUUAAAUUGCAUAAUUUCUUUAUAUACCACUGGCCUUAUUAUUAACAUAGUUGUAAUAUCUAUUAUUUUUAAUUUUUCAUGUAUGUUAACAUUUAAUUUAUGGCACCAUCUUUUAUAUUACUUUAGACCAUAAUAGGACAGCGGUAUAUGUAUUUGCAAUAAACUUUUGACCACCACAAUAUCUUUUAAAUAGUGCCCAUUGCGUUAGAACAUAAAUGUCGAAAAUGUCAAUUUUUUUAUUCAAAAUGUUUGACUAUCAAUUUAACUAAAAUUAACUUUAAUCAGGCUUCUCAUAUGGUUCAGAUCAUACAAUUUGUCGUUAAUAUUAUUGUAAGGAGAAUGAUAAAUUAGGUAGUUAAAUUCUAUGUAAUGUAACUAUGUAACCAUAUGUAAAAAAAAUUUAACCAUGUAUCGCCCAAAUAUGUCCCUAAAUUCUGAUCUUGGUGUUGAAAAUAUAAUCACAAUAAUGUAAUAAGAUUCACAAAAAUAGUAGUAUUCAUUAUAAUAGUACUUUUCUUUUAAAAAUUAACUAUUGUAAAAUUACUACUUUAUAUUUUAUUACAUUGAUAUUUUGGAUAUAACAUUCUAUUGUUAUACGUCCAACUAGUGGAAGAAUAAUAAACUUCAAAAAGUAGUUAACAGGGUUCCAAUUACAAUAAUUUGCGUAUUAAUGAUAAAGCACGCACUACAUAAAUUAGUAAUAUCCCACAUUUUGUAAAAUAAAACAACGGAGAAUACUAUUUCUAAUGUGAUUUAAAAUUGUGAUACAAAAUGGCGGAUUUUGGUUUUGCAUUUUUAGGUUAAUUUUUUUUUGUUACGAAAACUUAAACGAAAUUAUCGGUAAUUUUUCAUAUUCACAAUGAUGAAUUUAAGAUUUAGAAAUAGGAUCAAUCGUAGUUAUCGUGGAUUCCCAACCGAUUGCCUGAAAUUUAAAGUUGUAAAUGUAUUUUGUCUAAUAAGCUGUUUAUGUUUACAUUUAAUAAAACUUAUGAAAGCGAAA
Amyelois transitella is the source of this 2795-nucleotide messenger RNA. It is a transcript of the gene Vps4, whose product is annotated as vacuolar protein sorting-associated protein 4. Lineage: Eukaryota; Metazoa; Arthropoda; Insecta; Lepidoptera; Pyralidae. Gene Ontology annotation, molecular function: ATP binding; ATP hydrolysis activity. Bases 179 to 1504 code for a protein of 441 amino acids. Gene Ontology annotation, biological process: vacuole organization; endosomal transport. The record is from RefSeq and is a predicted model, not a curated record. The transcript has 2 exons.